Messenger RNA from Cyprinodon tularosa, 2904 nucleotides. It is a transcript of the gene tmem91, whose product is annotated as transmembrane protein 91. Lineage: Eukaryota; Metazoa; Chordata; Actinopteri; Cyprinodontiformes; Cyprinodontidae. The record is from RefSeq and is a predicted model, not a curated record. Gene Ontology annotation, cellular component: intracellular membrane-bounded organelle; membrane. Bases 1378 to 2106 code for a protein of 242 amino acids. The transcript is spliced from 4 exons.
GAGAGGGAGAGGACAGAGAGGAGAAGAGGAGGAGACAGAGGUAAAGUCGGAAUGACAAGCAAAAGCUGACACAGUAACCAUAGCAAAGAUUAAGGAAAUACCUUCUCCUGUUGGCGAGGAGGAGGAGGUGUGGAUGCAGCAUACUGGAGAUGUUCAGCCUGGAAGAGAUGGAGAGUCUCUGACAAAGGAUGCAGGCUUCUACUGCCAGGCUGAGAAGAUUUUACAUCUUCAUCCAAGCAGCCAAAGGGAUGCUGACAAGUUUGCCUUCCAAUUCCUCCUUUAAAGCUCCCACACAAACACGUGUACAGUUCCCUGUGCAUGCCCAGCUCUGCACUUAGAUAUUUUUAGUAAAACUUCCCACAUUCUUGACAUAAAAAAGGAUUGGACUCAAAUUCUUUAUUGGUGUAGAUACCUUCAGCUGGGACAGGAGGGCUCAUCCUGACAGGUCAGCACGGAGCCACUUUGAAGAUUUCAACAUCCAUGUUAGACAGCCGUAUGAAGACUUAAACAGCUCCUCAUCUCUCCUGAAUGAGAAACUUCUUAAAGGAAUGGGGUGCAUUUGUCACACGGAAUAGUUUCCCUACUGAUGAGCUAAACCCAAGCCAUAAAUCAGCAUCUGAGGACCUUUUUCUCAUCACCAUUUCCUACAGCAACUAAAAGAAGAACAGGGAUGCUUGCAAGCCAAGGUGCACUGGGAUUCUAUUACUGUCGCUUUAUUGUUUUCACAGUUCAGAUUUCCAAUCUAUUAACAGCAUCAAUGUGAGAAAUUGUCUUCAUCCUACAGAAAGUCUCCAACUGAGCGAAACAAACACCUGGCUUGAUGCCACAGCACCUAGAAAACUUUUUUUUAAUAUUUAAUAUCAGCUAUUUAUUCAUUUCUAAUCCAUUCUCCUUUCCUGUCUGAGCCCUUUUUCAAACCUCAACCUCAUUAAUAACUUUAAGCAUUACUUUUUUGGGUUAGUACUGUUGUAUGAGAGCAAACUUUCUGAACGCUGAUGUGAUUCGGUCACAUGAGACGGGCCAAAUGGGACCAACACUGAACAGUCAUGUUUGACACAAACUGUUUUUGACAUCAGGAAAACAUCUUCUUCAAUAAUCCAACACAACCCCGGGCAUCUGACGGCCUUCAGGAGCUGCUUCCACCAGGAUAAAUCUGGGCAUGUGCUGUUGUCCUUUGGACCCAGCGUCAUAACAAGAGAAAAAUUAAAGAAUAGGAUUAAACAUGGAUUAUCACUGAAACAGUAAAGCCAUCAAAGCAGCUGCCUUUGUAUAAACCCAUUGAAGGCUCUUAGGGCAAGCGCUCUGCCAACCGAUUUGUAGAUUACAUCCGCCUGUUGAUGUGAUGGCCUCCUGUGCACUUGCUUUUUAAAAAGACGGAUGGAGAAUAUAGAUGAGCUGGAGCACCCUAUUCUGGGAGAAAGCACCAGUAACAAACAAGCAUCAGGGCAGGGAACUGGACUGGGACAGGCCCCAGUUGGGCUUUUUAAGGGCAUUUUGGUGAAGCGUGAGGAGGACAGAGCAUAUCCUCCUUUGGCUUGGAGGGGUUAUUGUGGACAUCCUCCAGAGCUGCAGCAUCAGCAGCUGCUGGACCCUUGCUCCUUACCCCGCACCCUGGAGUCCUUUUACCCAACGGGCCCCCUGUGGGGCCAAACAGACCUUCUCAGCAAGGACUAUCUUGAGACCACCUUUGUGGACAUUCGGCCUGGCUCAGCGCUGGAGAGGAAGCUGCUGGCUGAGACACAGGACUUCCAUAGUGCUGCCUACAGCAUGGAUGAUGAGGACGACCUACUUCCUGACUCUGAUGACUCGUCCAUUGAUGAUCUCAGUGAUACGGACAGUGACAGCAACUUUCCUCUGAUGAUCCCUCAGGACUAUUUGGGUCUGGCGUUUUUCUCCAUGCUCUGCUGCUUCUGGCCUUUGGGUAUCGCCGCUUUCUAUCUUUCUCAGAAGACCAACAAGGCAUCAGCUCAGGGGGAUUUUCAGGGAGCCAACAUAGCCUCCCGCCAGGCGCUGUGGCUCUCCGUGCUGUCCAUUGUGUUCGGAAUCAUAACGUACAUCUGUGCCAUUGCUGCGCUGAUUUCCUACCUGUCUGCUAAGCCAUUAUAAGAGAAACUCUUUGCACUUGGAUGCAAAAACACAAAGAGACAAACCCUUCAUUAAUAUUACCACAUUAUCUGUAAGAUAAUAAUAAACGAGAACUCGAGAGACAUCCUCCACAUUGAAGUUUGUGUCUAGAUCACUGACAAAUUUGUGCUUCCCGGAUCAUCACAUGUGGGGCUUUAAUAAAGAUUAAUGCAGGAAAAGGAUGGAGAAGAUGGCUGCUGUAAUUUGAAGUCUGCAGAUUUAUCAGAGUUAGAGGGAACUCCUGAUGGCUUUCACUCAUCCAGCACCGUCACUUACCUGGAAAAAGUUGGAGACAUGCACAUCCCAUCUGGAUUUUCCAGUUAACGUCACCUGUUGUUUACCUGCAGAAAGGACUGCCAUUUUUUGUGAUUAAAAGCCAAGUUUUAUCUCUAUGACAUAAGCUGAGUGCCGUAUAUAUAAAAGGAAACUAAUGUAAGAAGUGGGAGAAUUUUGAAACACAUCCCGAAAUGGGAGUAAAGAAAUUGCUGCUGGGAAAAUUGAACAACCCAGUGGGGGAAUAGUGCCAAAAAUGUUAAAGUGACCAGACUGGGGAGUAAAUAUUUCUGAUAUUUCUUCGUUCUGUCAAACAGGAAUGAAAACACUUUGGAAAUAAUUUCUUCAGGCUAAAAUCAUUGAAAACAACUUCUCACCUGUUUAGAUGUAGAAUAUUAGUUUGAAAAAAGGUAAGAAAAAACACUGGGAACAGCUGAUGUGACAAGUUGUUGUCUGCAUGGCUCUUUUGUGUUUUACAAAUGUUUAAAGCUGGAUCUGUGUCAUUAA